AUGUCUCUCCCCUGGAAGCGUCUGAUUCGCUUUCAAGCCUCGGAUGGCCGCAUUCUGCGCGGCGAGCCUAUUAUCCCGGCAGCGGGAGAAACCGACCUAGGGCUGAUCACCGAGGUCGAUGGUCUUCAAGCCAAAUUGCUUAGCGGAAGCGACAUUUACGAUGUGACCGGCAAGACCCAGGUGACAGACGAGAUCGUGACCGUGAAGCGCAUCCUCUCGCCACUCGCACAGAGUGAUGUACCCAUCAUGCGAUGCGUGGGUCUCAAUUACGCCAAGCAUAUCCGAGAAGCCGGGCGCAAGCCCCCACCGUUUCCGUUUAUUUUCUUCAAGCCGAAUACCUGCGUUCAUGAUCACGGCGAGCCGGUUGUGAUACCAAGGAUCGCACAGAAUGACCAGGCGGACUACGAAGUAAUCGGAAAAGAUGCCAAAGACGUCCCAGUCGAGUCCGCGCUCGACUACAUCGCAGCCUACACAGUUGGAAAUGACAUUUCCUCCCGGAAGCUUCAGCGUGAUCCCGCGUAUGCUGGUGUCGUCCCUCAAUGGGGGUUCUCGAAAGGCUUCGAUACAUUUGCGCCGCUGGGGCCCGUUCUAGUUGCUGCCUCCGAAAUUCCUGAUCCAUCUCAAUUACAACUGACAACGAUCGUGGAUGGAGAGGUGAGGCAGCAAGAAUCUGUCGGGGAUCUUCUGUUUGAUUGCAGGUACUUGAUCUCGUACUUGUCUCAAGGGACUACACUGCAGAAGGGGAGUGUCAUUAUGACGGGAACUCCUGGAGGUAAGGGGAAAUUCUACUGCUAA
Messenger RNA from Aspergillus niger, 795 nucleotides. RefSeq lists its product as uncharacterized. The coding region runs from base 1 to 795 and encodes 264 amino acids. The transcript is spliced from 3 exons. Lineage: Eukaryota; Fungi; Ascomycota; Eurotiomycetes; Eurotiales; Aspergillaceae. Gene Ontology annotation, molecular function: catalytic activity. The record is from RefSeq and is a predicted model, not a curated record.